UUUUGCAUCAGCGCUUCAUUGCACUUGCAACAAUUUGUGUGCAUUCAAUGUUUGUAAAUUAGUUCAAGAACUUCUGAAUUUGAAUAAGCCUGUAGUUUACUGGGGAUUCAAUCCAUACGUAAUGGUCUGCUACCUACACUGUCAACAUUGAGCUGUGAAAUUUGAUUUUACAGAUUGCGGAAGUUUAAGUGCAGACUGCAGCCGUCAGGAUGCCGGAGAUGGUGGGACUGUGGGAGCGCGUCAAGGACAUCGGCUCCGGCGGCUUCGGCAUGGUGGUACUUUGGAGAAAUGUCACCACCGACCAGAAAAUCGCCAUCAAGCAGUGCAGGUGGGGGGAGCCCGGCUCCGGAACGGAGGCGCUGAUACAGCCCAAAGUCCGCGACAGAUGGAGAAAGGAGGUGGAGAUCAUGCUCAAACUGAACCACAGGGGCAUCGUCAGCUGCAUGCCACUACCUGGUGACUUUCAGCUGGACCCAGCCGCCCUGCCACGACUCUGUAUGGAGUACUGCGAGGGAGGAGACCUCAGACGGGUGCUGCUGCGGCCGGAGAACUGCUGCGGCCUGCCGGAGCUGGAGGUCCGCCAGUUUCUCAGUGAUAUCACGGACGCACUCUGCUACCUCCACGGUCUGCGGAUCAUCCACCGGGACCUGAAACCUGAGAACGUCGUCCUGCAGACGGUGCAUGGCAAGCCCCUGUAUAAGCUGAUCGACCUGGGGUACGCCAAGGAGCUGGACCAGUCGAGCGUCUGUACUUCGUUCGUGGGGACGCUGCAGUACCUGGCACCGGAGCUGUUCCUGACUAACAAGUACACCUGCACGGCCGACUACUGGAGCCUGGGCCUGGUUGCCUACGAGGUAGUCACUGGAGUGCGGCCCUUCCUGCCUAACAUGCCUCCAGCCAUGUGGAUGCAGCACGUAUCUCGGAAGGACCCGUCUCAUAUAGCGGCCGAGAGGAUGGAGGACGGUUCGAUCCAGUUCCGCUCGGAGAUAUCCGUCUGUAACCACAUCUCGCCCCCGCUACGCUACCACCUGGAGGGGUGGCUGCGCCGUCUGCUGGACUGGGAGCCGCGGCGGCGCGGCCGGCCGCUGCCUCCCACCGCCGCCGGCCCCCCGCAGCCCACUCACGGAGCGGGAGGACAGCGGGAGCCGGGGCUGGCGGGGGAACUGGCUGGACUGGCGGUGUCGACACCGGCACAGGGGGCGGCGCAGGCCGGGUCGGAGUCGGCCCCAGGCCCUGUGAUAGUGUUCAGUCAGCUGCAGGAACUGCUACAGCGCAGGGUGGUAGCGGUAUUCUGUGAACACUCCUGCCAGCUGUUACACGCCGAGAUAUCGGAGAGCACUACCAUGGGACAGCUGCAGUGUCACUGCCAUCCUGUGCGAUGGUCCGAAACUAAUCCACCCCUGAACCACAUCUGA
This is a messenger RNA of Amphibalanus amphitrite, 1415 nucleotides long. Its product is annotated as inhibitor of nuclear factor kappa-B kinase subunit beta-like. Gene Ontology annotation, biological process: peptidyl-serine phosphorylation; positive regulation of transcription by RNA polymerase II; tumor necrosis factor-mediated signaling pathway. The transcript is spliced from 11 exons. The coding region runs from base 210 to 1415 and encodes 401 amino acids. Gene Ontology annotation, cellular component: IkappaB kinase complex; cytoplasm. NCBI's taxonomy places the organism in Eukaryota, Metazoa, Arthropoda, Thecostraca, Balanomorpha, Balanidae. The record is from RefSeq and is a predicted model, not a curated record. Gene Ontology annotation, molecular function: IkappaB kinase activity; ATP binding.